This is a messenger RNA of Cladocopium goreaui, 10214 nucleotides long. The record is from the annotation of a GenBank genome assembly. Lineage: Eukaryota; Dinophyceae; Suessiales; Symbiodiniaceae.
GUGACACAGCUCAAUCCUUGUGGGAGCGCUACCAUGCAGGGGAGGAGACUUUUGAACUCCUUGCGCUGCAAAGAGUUGCCUCGGGCGUUACCUGGCGCAGCUCAUUCCAGGAGUUUUUCGAGCUACGGAGGGAGCGGCAACAGGGCAGCUGUACCUGGGUGGAACCCUGGACAGGCUGCGGAGGAGUCGUGCGGGCCAACGACGAUCGCCGAAGAGCAGGAGCUUCCGUGCGGUGCAUCUUGGGUGCCGUGGAGGCUGAGGUGGAAUGGAUCCCUGCAGCCAUGUCGGCUUUGCUGGAUCCCUACAUUCACAUCUUGCGAGGAAUGCAGACGUGGAGGCGACUUCUGCCCUUUCUGCGGCUCUUCCGACGACGAGCAAUGAGUCGGUCCUGUCUGGGGAUGUCGAGGGGGUGGUCCAGGGAGGCUAUAAGGCAACACUUCGGGCUAGCUGAUGACAGUGACCUCGCCUAUGCCUUUGAGAACUAUCAGGACGCCAUGUCGGCAGGAGGGCAUGCUCUGGCGGCGCAAUGGGCCUCAGCCCGGUCCAAAGCUGAUGAGGGGCUGCUGGCGGCUGGAGCAAGGGCAGUCGAAGACAGUGGCGCAGGUUCAGCGAGAGACCGAGUCCCUAAACCGACAGUGAAGCCGAUGAUCCAAAGGAGACAGGGAGUGACCCUGUCUACCAACCGGUACGGACCUGAUGCAGUGGUGCAGAGGGUUGAGUCCCUUGCGCAGUGUUUCGAAGAAAUGUCUGUGCAGCGGCCGGCCCACAAGGUGACUGAGGCACGGCUGGAGGAGUGGAGGAAGCAGUUGCGGCGCCUGUCACAACAGAAAGUCACUCAAGCCGACAGUCAGACAAUCAUCAAUGCCAUCCGUACCAUGGGAUGGAAUCUCACCAACAUCCAGAUUCCGGUGGCACCCAAUGUGCGGACUCGGAAGCGGCAGCAGGCAGUGGUGGCCGAACCGGGCAUGAUCCCCUUCUUGGAGGCAGGCAUCAUCACUGCGGCCGAGCACAACAACCCAGAAUGGAUGGCCCUGUUAGCCAACUGGUUAUGUGCUGUCGGAUGUUUGCGGCACCGACACAUCACCAAGAGUUCCCCCAAGCGUCUGUCAGCCUCAACUAUCCAUGCCUGGUGUUCGCAGGGAAAGCAGGCACACUCCAGGAAUGGGUUUACCUGGUCAGCUCCUGCCGAGUUCACCAAUGGUUUUCCGUGGGCUCAGAGAGUGAUUGAUGCCAUCAAAGAGUUACCUGAGGGGAAGCAGCAGACCUGUGGCAUGGCCUUCGACGCGGAAGGGAUCCCCUAUCCUAUUUCGGAGGUCCAGAAGAAGGAGGCGAUGUCAACACGGAUGAAACACAUGGCCUACGCCAUCAUGGCCAACCUGACCACGUUUGAGUCUUGGGAAGUGAUCCCAAUGGACGAUCUGCAUGCUGCAGUGGUGAAGGCGGAGGCGACGGUCGCCAAGAAGAUCAACCAGGACGUGGUCACCAAAUGGCAGGCGAAGGCAUCGCCAACCUCAGUGAAGAGGUCAUUGAGGUCAUUCAACUUUGUCCAGCAAGCCCUGGAGCAGAGGGACAAGGCCAAAGAAGAGGCCGCCAGGGCGGGCCGACCGGCAAUGCCCCCUUCCAUCAGGGGGAAACUGCUCACCAAGUUCCUGAGGAACGGGACCCCAUUGUGCGCCCUCUUUCAGUCAGGGAAGUGUGAGGAGGAGCAGUGCCCGGAAGCCCACGUUUGUGCUGUCGUAUCCAGAACUGGACGGGCAUGCGGCGGUAAACAUGGUGCCCAUGUUUGCUGGACGAAGAAGGCUCGAUUGGCGGAGAGUACCGUCACAUCGCCGGUGUUACCGCAUCCUUCCAACCAGGAGGAGGCAACGGUACAAGCAGUGCCAGGCUUCACAUCAUCGAGCUCAUCGGAAAGCAUAGUUCCUUUGGCCAAGAGGGCAAGGAGAGGGCAAGAAGCGCCGGUAACCCCACCAAAGGCCGGUGCGCCGGUGACGCCGCCGAAAGCGCCUGCGGUGGCUCCUGCCCAGGUUAAAACAGCACCGAAGCUACAGCCGCAACCAAAGGCCAAGCGGACAGCAGCGGCAAGUGGGGCAUCCACUCCCAAGCAACCGCCGGUGGCGAAGGCAUCGUCAUCCAGGCCAGCGCUUGAGGUCCACGAGUCAGGGAUGGUGAUUGAGAGGCCAGCGCACAUCCCGGCGGACAAGGACUUCGUGCUGCCUCCUAUGCCGUCAACCCUGAAUCCACCCCAAGAAGAAGUUAUGUGGGAUCGCCUUGCAACGAUCAAGGGGAAGUACGCUCAAGCCCCGACCAAGAUCCUGGAGAUGAGUUCAGGGGGCCAGUUGUGGUUGGCAGGGCUCCCAACGGCGGCCAACAAACAUAGGUUCCCACCAGCCACUCUGCAGAUCGCAUGCUUCACCGAGAGGCCCGAGGAGCGGAACGGGGUGGUGCUGCCCAACGCGCUGCUGAGGCGAUUCCCUGUGGGCGUGGCAGCAGAGCGUUCAGAAGCUUGGAAGGAACUAUGGCCGCUGGUUCUACAGUCCUUGUACUGUGGCGAAGUCAUCGUCACACAUUGCAUUGCGGGCCGCCACCGAGCCGGAGGAGCAACAGCGCUGAUCAGGGCUGUGAUGAUGGGUGAAACUUUCGAGGAGGCCUCGGACUGGAUAGCCCAGAGAAGAGACACCGAUGUGCCUGGCUUCUGCAGAGACCGAGAAGCCGCCAAGUGGCUGCAGGAAGCAGCGAGGAACACAAAGCGGAGGGACCGCUGGCCACGCCCAUCGGGAUAUCUGGCAACUCCGAGGAGCGCACUCCACUUGCAGGGCUUCAAGCAGGUGAUGGCGAUGAGGCAGUGGCUUGGGAUCGACCGUGGUGCAGAGCUUGCUUGGCCCGCGCCCCAGCAUCAUGGCUUCCACGCGACGCAGGUUCUGAGUAAGUGUAGCAGAGCAGGGCAAGUGAAGCCACCUGAAAUCAGGGAGGCAUCACAGGAGGAACUCUGUGAGGCUGACGUUUUGGCAGGUUUGGUGUUUGAAGCCACGAGCCCUAAUGCAUCAGCCCCACACCCACGGGCGGCUGGCAUACCACCCCGGAGAGUUGUGCGGGGGCCCAAGCGAGGGAGUUUGGCCCUGGCCGCCUUGCAAGCACCGACACUGGCUGGCUCUUCGGUGGUUAGGUGGACGCAAGAUUCCAACCGGCUCUUGUUCGAUGGCACAACCAUUGAAGCUGUAACAGCUGAGCAUGGCCAGAUUGAUUGGGACAAGGUUUGUCUUUGGGUGCUGGCAGCAGACACGGCGCCUCCUGCUGACUUGGUGGCCCAGCCGCCCCCGGGUAAUUUGCCAAUCAUGCCUCGCCGGCAGCAGCUGCAGCAGCAGCAGCAGCGUCGCCUGGACGCUUCACCGCUGUCACCGGUGGAUGAAACCUUGCAAAACCUUCUGCAAUGUUUGGCUAGCAGCGCUUCGAGGGAACUGGGAGAACAGCUCGUCGAGAAAUUGAAAUUUCAAUUGAAAGUGACCUCCGGGCAAACUGCCAGAGAGAAAGGGGGGAUUCAGUAUGAUCCUAUGUACGUUUUGGAUAGCGUGUUGCUGGCAGACAACCUCAAGGCUUUGGGUGGCAUAGGUGAAGAAGACCUUUUGGCAGAUGUUGUGAGGUCCAUGAGUCUGGUUCUGCACCCUGACAUGGCUGCUCAUGUCAGCAGUCAGCCCAUCAGAAUUCCUCGGAAAUCAAUGCUUUAUGAAUUUCGAUUGAACAUCGACUAUGUUUCAAUGCUCUGGGCACGCCAGUUUCUGUUCAAUGCCCAUGAUGAUUUUCGAACGCACUUGUUUGAGCAUGUGGACAUCCAGCAGCGGUUGAUGCCCAUGCAAGUUCUUGGAAAGCAAGCCACAACCACAACUUUCAAGGCAAAGGCUGCGUUACGCAUGCUGGCUUUGGAAUCCGAGGUGGAUGAUGCCAGGCUGAGAGUUCGCUCCCUACUUUCGGAUAUGGGAGUCGAGUCCGGACUCUGGUCGCUACCAAAUAUUGUGGGUGGCUUCAGUUCUGAGCGGUGUUUCCCCUUUUCGAUGCCGCUGGGGGACAUCGACCAUAUGGUCCAUCAUGUGAUGCUUGACGGCGAAGAGGGUUUCGCACUGGAUUGCGACCUCUGGGCUUCCUUCAACAACCAGAUCAAAGCAAUAUCGAAAUUCUUUUCGAAAAAGGUCCUACAAGCCUGGGGAUUUGAAGUUCAUUCCUUUAUGCACGGAUGCCCUUGCCCUGCUCAUCAAGGGCUUACGCCACAUGAAAAGAAGCGUGCUUUGAACAACAAACCUUGCCCCAUGAAUGGGCGGCGAGUGAUCGAACUUGCAGCUGGGAAGUGCGAUGAACUUUUGUCGCAUUUGAAGCAACUGAUGCCACAAAGGCAUCCCAAGGCCUCAUCCGCUUUGGCAGAGCUAGAGAGAUUGGACAAAGAUUCGGCUCAAGCGGUGGCCAGGAGCUUUGCAGCUGCCAAGUCUGCAAUGCUGUUUCGGUUUGAGCAGGGUACUUCCUUCUAUUCUCAAUUUCCUUGGAGCAUGCCAAAGCUUGUGAGAUACAUUCUCGUGCCUGCAGAAUCCCGAAACCAAGCGGUCCAUGAAAGCCGUGAAUUUGCAAGACAGCUGCUGGAACUGCAUCGCAGUGACAGGUUGGACAAAACUACAUUUGCUGCAAUGUUUUUCGAACCACCGCUCAUGGACUCUUUGACUGCCUGGGCCAGCGACCAGUCUGACACCAUGGACCAAGGACUUUUCAAAGAGUUGCUUUACUAUGAAUUGAGUUUGGUAGCCAUGCAGCGUUUAGAAGCGAAACAUCAUUUGGUCCAUCAAAAAGCUGGUUUGGCCAGGGCAGGUACUUCUGCGUACCAUUCUGCCAAUCUCCGGCGACGAUUGAACGGUGAUGUUCACCAGGUUUCUUUCCGAGAGCAUUUCACAAGGUUUCUGGGGAAGUUCAGUGAGCUGGUGCCGGAGCCAUGGACUUCGAAGUGUGAGCUUGCCAGGCUUGUUGCCGGUCACCAUCUUAGCAUCAUGUUCAACGACACAUCGUUUGAAGAUGCGCUGGUUGCAGCAGCGGCCCCCUCGUCCAGAACUAGAGUAGAGAAUGCACUUAUAUUCCAGGAGCAUGUGAAGGCCAACUUGAAACCAGGGCACCAUUAUGCUGUUCCUACCAGGGUAUCCCCUUGCGGAAGCACAACGUAUUGCAUUUUCCAAGUGGUUGACCCAAAGCCUGCAGGCAAGAAAUAUAUGCAAAGAACAGUUGGGUGGUCACAAGAUAUUUGGCAUGAUCAUGUCGGCGUGCUCUUGUUGGGCACACAUGAAGUGCCCCAGGGUUCAGGUUUGAUCGACCUUGACUUGGAGGAAGAGCCCGCACCUCUGUGUGAUGAUUUUUGCUUCAUUGCCAGCGCCAGUGAUGUUGAUGCGUUCCCCCUCUGUGCGUUUUUCAAGUACAACUUUGACAACAUUUAUGAGUUGACGAAUGUCGUACAUACUUGCGAAGUGUCCAUGGAUGCGAUCACAGCUGUCAUGGCAGAAGAGUCGUCGCAAGAUAUCAUCGACUCACAUGUUUUGCACGCCAUUGAGGUGGUUGGACGGAAAGCCGCGGCGUGCGGCAGCAAACCUAUGUCUUUUGGGAAGAAUUUUCGGCCGGCUGUUGAUUGGCUGGUGUCUCACGACUUUGCAUCCAGAACUUCUGAGAAUAAGAUGGUAUUGCUCAGUUCAUGUCUGGAGUCCAGGGCCACUUUGUCUAGACCAAAACUCAUAGAACUUCCAGAUGACAAUGCUGCUGCUGCCAACACAAUGUUUGGUUACAGGAAGAAGAUGCUGAUUUUGGGCUGGGUACCUUCUGAGAGUGGGGCUGAAACCAUCCCCAAGAAUUUCACUGCAGAAGGCUACCGCUGCCUAUCGCUUUUUCUUGCUGAAGGCGGUCGUGAGUUGCCAGACGCUGAGGUGGAGGACGUCAUGGAAGAAAACCAUUUUUUUGGGGGAGUGUGGCUGGAUGAGGUGGCCAAUGAAAACGUGGCGGGCGACGUGAACGUUCUUGUUGUUGAAAGCGAGUGUUUUCCUCAGAUGUUUCGAAAUGGCGGCGGGCCAGAAGUGGAACAACCCAUUCCAGAACCAGAAGGCGCGCGGCAGCCACUACCAGAGUUACCAGAUAUCCGUCCCCGGGUGAACAAUGAGGGUCACCGCAAGGUGAUCCGAUUCGUAUUGCCUGUUUUGCGAGUGCAUGGCAAUUUGUUUCUCACAAACAUGCUGCGUCACCAGCUGUGGCUCAGCAAGGACCAAGGAAAGCGACGGAAGCCUUUGGUACGCAAGGCUGCUUCAUCCGUGAAAGACACCUUUGCGAAACGCCCUGUUGACAAGUUUCCGUCAGUGAAACGUCCUGCAGCACGGGGAGAGGUGGUGCGCGCAAAGGGGACGGAUGAUGUCAAAUUCCCAGAUCAAGAUGAUAUCUUGGAACUCUCUGUCACAGGAGAUUCCUCGUUGUUUGCAUGGGCAAAGCAUUUCACAUCGAUGUCAGGCAUCAAGCCUCUGUGGUCAAAGGUUCAGACUUUCACCGAAUUCUCGGGCAGUGGUUGUGCAGAGGCCGCUCCUCCCGGGCAGUCCUUAGACAGAGGCACGAGUUACAACCCUGCAGGUGUAUGCCUAUUGGAUCCCAGAGAGGUGGCAAACUUUCCAAUCGCGCGUCAGCGCAAGUAUGUUUUGAUGUUGAAGAAAGGUUUGGAAUUGACACGACCCUUGGACAACAUUGUGCAAACCUUGAGCAUGAACAUGUCAAAGCAAAGCUUGAACCGGUACAGAGAACUUUUUCCAGGAAUGACCUUGUGCGACCUUUACCAGAACCCAGACACACGGCCUAGGUGUAUGGACUGUGGCGACCUGGUACCGGCAGCAGACACACGUAAGUAUGGCAACCAGGUGAAGUGCUGUGAGUGUCACAGUUCUUACAGGUUCUGUCGUGACAACGUAGGGAAUUGGAACAAACUGACAGCGGGAGAGAAGUCAGAGUACAUCAAGAACAACAAAGGGCAAGGCGGCAGGGGCAAGAAACGUGAGCUGAUCACGAACACCGCUGUCAGUGUCACCGAUUACAAAGACCAGCACAACCAAUCGGCGUACCUGAACGAGAUCAGGUUCAAGAAGAAAGGGAAGAAAUGGUACAAUUGGUCAGACGCUGAAAGUCAAAAGCAGUGGGAUGAUGCAGUCCGAGAUCCCAAAGUCCCUCGCUGUUAUGACGCGUUCGGAAACUUGUGUUUGGCGAAGCUUGACACUAGAGUGCUUGCCCAAGGAGCCCAGGUGGGCACAUCGAGGGAAGUCAGGGAAGGUCUGUUUGAGUCCAGAUUCGAUGCUCAAGUGGGAGCCGGAGAUUUGCUAAGCUUGAACUUCAUGAACACCAGGCCCAUGCUGCAGGAAUCUCAGGGCGCGCCGUCUGCUGCAGCUGCUAAGAAACGCAAACCGUCGGCUGCUCCCAGCAAGAUUCAGAAGAAUCAGAAGCCAGAGAAACCUUCAGCAGACCAAGAGAAUCAGCCAAAGAAGCCUAAAAAGGCAGCCGCAGACGCAGAGUUGGAAGCAUUGGAAAUCAAACGGAAGGCCCUUGUCAUGAAGAACAGGUGGGUUGAGAAGCUUCAAGAACUGAUUGCUGAAGUCUCCCUCAGCACUAAGAGGGCGGAGGAAUUUUCGGACUGUGAUGAGCUCGCUCAAGUGGUGAUUGCUCGCUUGGAGAAGCUGCUGGCAUUGGGGCCUGAAAGCCUCAACCCUCCUCCGGAUUCUGUCCUUGGCAAAUUUGACCGGCAAACCGCUGUUGGAAAGCUGAGCCCGACAAGUGGCAAGAAAAGGACCGCAAUUCUUGCAAACCCUACGAAGCAAGCUUUGGCUGACUACGAGAAGAUCAUGGCUUCUUGUGAGCAAUCGCUCAAGAAGGCCCUUGCUCAGUUGGACAAGACGACAGAUGCGUUGCAGACUGCGAAGGAAGAAGCGGAGGCUCACGCGCAGAGGCUUGAGCAGUUGAAGCGCAAAAAGCUUGAAGAGUUUGAGGCUUGCCGGGCAGACGCCCGACAGAAGGGUGCCGCAGCAGCGGAACAGCAGGCGCAGGCUGAGCGUGAAAGUGAUGCCAGCGAUGCCAGUUGCCAGGACGAGGAUUCUGGCGGUGCGGGCUCAAGUCAUGACGGAGAUGGGGAGCGAGAUGACGUUGUGGUCCUUCUCACUGAUGCUGUGGCAUUGCUGCGGCCAUGCUGCGCAUCAGGCUGGUGUUUCCUGAAUGCGCACUCCCUUGUGCUCAUCAAGUUCGAGCCGGGCAUGUUCAAUUUGCGAGACCUUGCAGGUAAAUUUGAUGACCUGCCCUCAUCUUUCUUUGCAGAGGCGGGGGCAAAGCAGAAGAAGUCCAAGCAUUUCUUUGAGCGCAAGGACUUCCCUGCGCAGCUUCAGGAGUGCUUUGCAAAUUUGAUGGAAGGCAUAACCGCCUUGCUGCCGCAGCUGCAAGUUGUCGGGGAGUUUUGGACUUGGACUGGAGUCACCGAUUAUAUGUGGGGACGCUUCAUCUCGGUCCUCAAAGGUGGCAUCUUUCUUGUGUGCAUUCCGUUCAAGUUCUUCAAGGAACAGAUUGUUCAGUGGAAGUGGUCGAUGCAACAGUGUGCUGCGUACCUAUCUACCAUGACGCUGAGCGAUGUUGAGUCAGCACACGGAAAGGGCUUGCUACCAGAAGGUUUUGCUCCUUCAGAUCUGGAUGAUGCAACCAGAUCACCUGGCUGCCAAUUCCUGGUGCAAGUGGGGCUGUGGACGAGCUCCUUUUUCGAAGGCCACGUGGAUAGUCUUCGUGACACUCUGUCACUUGCGCAGACAGCUUGUCAAGGCAGCGCCCUUUUUGACCAUAUGCGCCCGUUCUUUGUGGAUGGAGUCACAUACUUGGAUUUGGUCAUGAAGGGGAAAGUCAAGUCAGAGGUGCACAGCCCCAAGCCCAGACAGGCCGCCAAGCGACCUCUGCCUCUGAAAGAUAUCCAGCUCCAGCUCAACUUCGACCAUCCGCCAGCAGCAGCCGACCUGGACUUGACUGAUUGGUUUGUUCGUGAGGACGUGAAGCCUUUGGAGGAGGAACUUGAGCGGGCAAGACAGCACCCGCUGUUUGAGCUUUUCUUCGUGGAGGCGAAGGCGAGGAUUGCAGCAGAUGGUGAUGAUGAGGAUUGGUGUUUCGGGGACUUCAAUGGUUGCCCUGAUGGAGAUUUGGAAGAUUUUCUUGAAUUCCUGCGUCGCCAACAUGGUAUUUCGGAAGCCCCGGCAGAGCUUGGUCAGCCACCCAUUGAGGCCGCUCCAAAGCCUGCAGACGAGGCACCACCCUCAGCAGACGCAGACCCUGGUCAGCCACCCUUUGAGGCCGCUCCAAAGCCUGCAGACGAGGCACCACCCGCAGCAGAGGCAGACCCUGGUCAGCCACCCUUUGAGGCCGCCCCAAAGCCUGCAGACGAGGCACCACCCGCAGCAGAGGCAGAGCCUGGUCAGCCACCCUUUGAGGCCGCUCCAAAGCUUGCAGACGAGGCACCGCUUGGUCAGCCACCAGAAGCCGCUCAGCAAGUGGCACCCUGUGAGGCAGAUGCGCCACAAGGCGUUCCACCUGGUGAAGCGCCCGCGCCAGUCGUUACACCUGAUGUGGCGAAUCAGGGCGGCAUUGAGGGUGCAACCGCUCUGGACUACACUGUUCGCCCGAGGGGCGUUGAUGUUCUCCGCAGGCAUUUCAAGAAAGCAGGAGCCAGCACGUUUGAGGUGGAACGGGCCCGGGCGUUGGAUCACCCACUGUUCUCUGAGUUCUGGAAAACCAAGAAAGCUGAAGGCCGUGAGAUUGCAACCUGGGCGUGUGCCACGCAGGAAGAAGUCAAACGAUUCCAGGAUCUCCGGGGUUUCUUGGUGUGGCUGCACGACAAGUCGGGCAAGUCUCAAACUGAAGGCCCAGACGCAGUUGUAGCUGCGCGCUUGCGCGGGGAAGAUUUGGAAGGGUUGUGCAAAGCAAGUGCAGAUCAGGCCGCAGCAGAUGCUGGGGCAGUGCCACCCAACCAAGACUUUGAGGAGACAGUUGCAGAAGCAGCUUCUGCGGCCGAUGUGGAAAAAGAAUUUGAGAACAAGCGCGUGCCAUCAGCCCCAUCAUCGGCAUCUGCGUCCACGGCACCCACGGCUACUCCCUCUGCUGAGCCUAAGCCGCAGCCCGCCAAGCGUCGCAGGAUGAAGGCCAAGGAGUGA